This is a messenger RNA of Cynoglossus semilaevis (tongue sole), 1731 nucleotides long. RefSeq names its product testis enhanced gene transcript (BAX inhibitor 1) (gene tmbim6). Gene Ontology annotation, cellular component: mitochondrial membrane. The record is from RefSeq and is a predicted model, not a curated record. Lineage: Eukaryota; Metazoa; Chordata; Actinopteri; Pleuronectiformes; Cynoglossidae. Gene Ontology annotation, molecular function: enzyme binding. Bases 175 to 888 code for a protein of 237 amino acids. The transcript is spliced from 10 exons. Gene Ontology annotation, biological process: negative regulation of endoribonuclease activity; cellular response to unfolded protein; negative regulation of apoptotic signaling pathway.
UUUAGGAAAGAAGAUUAAAGAAUUUCAGUGAGUGUCGUCAUUUCAUGGGCGUUUCGUGGUGACGUCAAAUGGCCUGUGAGUGCUGACGAACACGUACAGCUUUAUUUAGAAAAAUCAACCUAGUCAGGUUAUCUACCAAUUUGAAACUAAGAAAGGAUCUAACUUCCUGUUGCCAUGAAUGUGUUCGACCGCAACAUCAACAUUGACGCCCUCCUUAAGUUCUCCCAAAUAUCUCACUCCACUCAGGUUCACCUGAAGAAUGUCUACUCCAGCCUGGCAGUUUGUAUGUUUGUGGCAGCGGCUGGAUCCUACGUCCAUGUUGUCACAAGGCUCCUUCAGGGUGGGCUGCUGUCUGUGCUGGUCUCACUGGGCUUGAUGAUCUGGUUGGCUAUGACUCCACACAACUUAGAGACUGAGAAGAAGAGACUGGCCAUCCUGGCUGGAUUCGCCUUCUUCACUGGUGUUGGCCUUGGCCCCACACUGGACUUUGUCAUCGCCGUCAACCCCAGCAUCAUUGUGACUGCUUUCAUGGGAACCUCCAUGAUUUUCAUUUGCUUCACUCUGAGUGCUCUCUACGCCAAACGAAGAAGCUACCUGUUCCUUGGAGGUACUCUGAUGUCUGCUCUGACCCUGUUGACAGUCAUGUCCCUGAUGAACAUGUUCUUUGGAUCUGUGAUGUUGUUCCAGGCUCGUAUGUACCUGGGACUCCUCAUCAUGUGUGGCUUCGUCCUGUUUGACACUCAGCUCAUCAUCGAGAAAGCAGAGAAUGGAGACAAAGACUACGUCUGGCACUGUGUGGAUCUGUUCCUGGACUUCAUCACCAUCUUCAGGAAACUGAUGAUCAUUCUUGCUAUGAACGACAAGGAAAAGAAGAAGGAUAAGAAGUAAGCAUUGUUUGGAAACCAAUUGUCAGAAAAGGCACAAAUUGCGACGCACUUGGUGCUUUUCACUGUCUGUCUUCAUUUUUUGAUUAACUCCUCUGUGGUCUUAUAAUACUGAAAUUACUUUGAUUUCUUCUUCAAACUUACACCAAUAUUGAAUGUAAGUUUGCUGGUAAACUAAUACUCAUCCCAUCCAUGGCUGUGAAUGGAGAAUAGACUUAAGCUGCAGUGAUCCUGCUUAGCCUCUAGAGGGAGGCAUAGCUCUAUGAAGGUUUAGGCUGAGCAGCACUUAAUGAAAACUUUUCUAUUGUUGUUAUUUAGUGCCAUAAUUUAAUGACUUGAUAGGUUCAUUUUGUAGUGGGUCGUGAGCUUUUGGAAGUGAUCGUGGUUGAAGCUAAAGAUGUGUAUUUUUUUUUUUUCCUGAUUUAAAUAUGUUUAUUUGUCACCUAGUAAUACCUGAUCAAUAGGUUAUUUUACUCCCAUGUUUAUUCAGUUGUGUGUGUGCAACAUUUAGGAUAAGAAAGUAACAUUUUGGUAAAGCUGACAAACAGAGAAAACCCACAAUAUGCAAACAUAGUCUCUGGAUUUUUGACAUUUGGAUUAAGUAGCAACAGCAGCAGUAGAAAAAGAAAAGAAAUCGUAUCAAGAGGAGACCAAACAGUUAUUUAACACAUUAAACUUCCCUUCACAAAGUCUCCAAUUAUUAUUUGUCCAGAAAUGAGUUUGCCAAUAGUAAUUUGGCAUUGAUGCAUUUUUGUUGAAAGUGUGUACUGUGAAAAAUUUAUUUUAUCGAUGUAAAAUUGAAACUAAUACUUUGAUACAUUUGCUCAAAUAAAUGUGUUGAACGUAA